ACACAACUUUUCAUAUAUACGCAUAUGCGUGCUCUGCAUGCUUGCACAAUGACGUUUCAAAACAAAACAGAGGCUCGUCAUAUUUUCCUUCGAAAGCAUAUUUUUAAGUGAAACUAUGCGAGAAAACCUGACUCGUAUCGGUGAGUGGUGAGAUGCUGCGUAAUUUGAUAAAUUUGCAUUGCCUUGGAAAAUGUCAAAGAGCCUGGAAUUACUCGAAAUCGAGAAGUGUAUUGCUUCAAGGUUAUGGUACACAGCUUCUGCCAUCCUCACCACGGAAAUCGAAAGUCAUUACCUGGCCAAUUACACCAGGGAUGAUAUUGAGCAUUUUCACGAACUAAUAAACACUACUAUCGCUGCAUCUGAGAAUAAGGAGCAAUAUGAAUGGAUUAGUUAUAAGUUGUUGUUAUGGCUCGACAAGCGCAAUUCAGCAAAAACCAAAGAAAAAUUGGAUCUUAUACAAUUUCAUUCCAAUUUAAAGUUAAUUAGUAAUGAAAUUCCAGAAGCAGUAGAAAAGGAAUUGUUGGAAUUAUUUGAAGCGAUCUUGCGUGCAAAACAAGGAGAUACGCUAUGUACAAAGAAAAUUUCGAUUGAAUCAUCCCAGUUUCUAGAAGCAAGUCUAUGUACAAGACCAGCAUUAACUUGUUGGCUUGUAAAUGAUUUAUUACACAUAUGGCCUACUUCAUUUUUUCCUUCAGAUUCAGUUUUACAAGAUCUGUACUCAAGUGCAUUAAAAUUAAUAACUGAGAAAAAAAGUAUAAAUGAAUACUAUGGUGCACUUUUAUGUAUGUUAUCAAAAUUAAAUUUAAUAGAGACCAAGGAAGAUCAACUAUUAAGUUGGCUUUAUCCUCACUUAUUUAAUACCUGUGACCCUGAUCACAUAGAACUGGCAUUAUACUCUAGAAAAAAUACAAAGUUCUUACAAGAAUGGCACAAGUUUCUAGAUGAUCAAAAUGAUAGAAUAGUACCUAUAGCUAGUGUGGAGAGUGCUCAAAAAAUUAGCAAUGUGAUAUUUUCCACAAAUGGCAAUAAUUUGAAUGAGCCUCAACUGCAUGUUAAAGAACUUACAUUACGAGUAGCAAAACGAGGAGUUCACUGGUUAUUAGAUAUCUUGGACAUGUGUUCAGUGUUGGUAGAGAAUGGAGAUUACGAUAAGACUUCCAGAAUAUUAUCCUGCCCUUUACUAAGAAAUCUUUGGCCCUCACUUUUGCUUAAUUUUCUGCACAAUUUAUCCCAAAUACAAAUCACUGCCGAAGCAGAAACAUGGCAAAAGAGUUUAAGCAUUUGUGAGUCACUGAAAUUUCUACUCAAUAAGUGCAGUUAUACUCAGUACGAGUAUAAUGAGCCGAUUCUCGUCAAUCUCAAUGCGUCUUUAAACAAUCAUCUAAAUGUAGUCAAAUGGAUCUUAGAGUAUAGAAAGAAAUAUGUUACCAAUGCCAUAGACCAGAAUCUGUCUGUCAAACGCAUACUCCAUGGAUUGCAAGACUACUGCAUUCUUACGGUGCUCAAGAGAAGCAUCAACAUUCACGAAUGUGACUACAACGAGAUAGAAGAUUUACUGAAAAACCGCAACGAAGCCUCUACAAUCUUCAGAUCAUAUCGAGCAAUGCAGUCAGCUUUAGAAGCUAUAUUGACAUACGAGCUGCACAAUACGCGAGGAAAGAAUGCAGCCACAAUACAUUUCACUGAAAUGGAAUUUCUAUUAAAUGGCAUAAAUCCUCUAGCCUUGCGAAUUGAAGUCAUCCAAAACGUCUUCUCUAUGCUGUUCCUUCGUCAUGACUCGCACUUUAACGUUACAGAAAAUACAUCGGAGGAAGAAGAUUACAAUACUGCUUUGUCAGAGAAAGAAAAGCAUAGCUCGGCUUAUGAGAGCAAGGAAUCUGACACGCAAAAGCGCUAUGGCUUUGUAUGUAACAAGUACUCAGUCAGAAGUUUGAUCCGCCACUUAAAAAAGUGUGUAAUCCAGGUAGGCAUUGAUUUUGCUAAGUUGAGAAGAGAAACUGGUAGCACCAACGAUUUGGAGACUCUACAGAUAAGUAUUUUUGCCAUGGAUAGCGCUUUGUCCGAUGCCUUCUGGCGAUUAGAGUUAUUAACAAGUCCAGAAUUCGUCGAAAGUAAGGACGACGCAGUUGAGAAUUCAAUUGUCGUCUCGAGUGAUGCGGAAAAUGUCAUAGAUGAGAAAUUGACCUUUUCAUUUCGUCUGAAGAGUAAAUCUAUCUUUUACACCCAGCAGACUGACAGCUCGUCAGAAGAAGGCGAUCGAGAUUUAAAAUCUGAUGUGGACGGAUCCUCAGAGACUGGUUCAACUGACGCCAACAACAAACGCUUGAAAAGGAGCCGAGCGCACGUCUCGUUAACUGUAGUUGACGGAAUGACCAUGAAAAAUUCUAAUUCCAAAUUCAUUAUUAAUUUAAUGCUGGCAUCCAAAGAGAGCUUGGUACUUCAAUGUUUGUGGAAAGGCGACUACGCAAGAGCCCAACAAGUCAUAGAGAUGUUUAAUAUGAAAAACACGUCGUUGGACGGUCAAGUUCGCCUGUCAAAGGCCAUGCAAAAUUUUCGAAAUGAUAUGAAGAAACAAAUGAACAGUUUGGAUACCGUAGAUUCCGCUAAAAAUAGCAAAGAACUUCAAAUCUUGGAGAAUGUUCGACGAGCAGCCCAGGGCGGCUACCAGAGUUCCCGCAUCGCGAAUCAACUGGAGACUUUCCUGGCCUCUCAAGAGUCUAAUGCGCGUUUGCUGUGCUCUGACGCGACCGGAGCUCGUGAGAUCCUAACGUUAUGCGUGCUUGAUCUCGCACUGACUAUGGUCCAGCAGAAUCAGCAGAAUUCAACUAGCCUCCUGGACGUAGCCACGAAGUAUCUCAAAUUGUCGCGCGAUCUCGAGGGCACGCGCCACGCUGCGCACUUUAUGGAUGUCUACCAGUUGGUGCAUGAGGGCCAACUGACCAAUAGCCGUUCGGUACCGGCAGCUUUAUGCGACACAACAAUACCUCUUAGGAUCAAGGAGUGGAGAGAGAAAACAGACUUUUGGCGAGAACUCUCCAACAAGGUCAAGCAGUUCCAAGUGACCCAGUCAAUGCUAGACAAAUUAGAUAAUAAGAUGAGUGGCGAGGGCUCAACUUCAUUGCCUGCUCAAAAGGUCUUCCGCGAGAUUAUUGCACUUUGUGGAAAUACGCAGAACUAUCUGCAUAAAAUCCUUGCGCAUCUGCAGGUUUUGCUCACCCUGCUCUUGAAGGUUCCUAAUGAUGAAGUACUGGCUAGGACUGAAACGGUCUUACUGAGCGACUCUUUAGAUUCCUAUUUUGGUCAUCAAAUAUUUGACUUGAAUAUUGAGCCCGAAAGUCUUGAAAUCAUAGCCAAUAAGCUCGGAGUUAAUUUAGUUCAUAAUAUAUUAGUCAAUUGUUGUCCCAAGCUUACUUGCUAUGACUCGCUGCACACUGUGUGCGGUGACACGUGGGGCUGCAUCAUUCUCAAUAAAAAUACGAAUGAAAAAGUUGCUGAUGAUCACAAAACGCAAGAUCCAAAUCAGUGCGUGGCGAAUAUUUUAUUAGAAUUACUACAAACUAUUAAACGAUUAUACCCAGAUCGUGCACGUAUAGCAAACAAGAAUUUAGAUGAACUUUCCAAAGAUAGCAAAAUAGAGCAAGUUUUAGGAAAAUCGAAAAUUUUGGAAUUUUUAGAUUUGAGUGAAUUAUCCGUUGGCGAGCAUACUUUAGCUUUUUUCUUAAACCUUUGGAAUCUAUUAUUUUUACAUGCUCAGCUAACUCUUUGGGUGACUGAGCCACCUUUAAGCGCUCUUAGACAUUAUAUUUCAUUAUCGUCGAUCUACUAUCACGUAGGAGACUUAGGACGCAUUUCUUUAGCAACUUUAAGAUCCAAAUUACUUGGCUGCAUGUCAUGGGAACAUGAAUUUUUUUCGCGUACUGAAGAUCUCAAUGAAGUUGUAUGGCAAGAUUUAGAUCUUACACAUGACCCUCGUGUAAUAUUUGCUAUGGCAAAUGAAUUUCAUGAAACGCCAGCAAUCCAUAUUUAUCAUCCUCAAUCUCUUAACAAAGAUUUAAAUCAAGGACUACAUGAUUACCUCGAGUGUUACUCUCAAAAACAAUCUGAAUCUAAUAUGGAAAAUAAGGAUUCGACAUGUAUACAACUACCAGAAUUAGUUCAGCGUUAUGAAAAAUUUGUAGAAAAAAAUUCAUCAAAUUUAGAUUAUAUUAAUGUACACACACAUCACAACCAAUUGUGCCAAAAUGUAUUUUCUGUAAGCGAUUUCUUGGGUAAAUCACAUAAAAUUAUUUACAAGUAUGAACCAGCCAUGACUUCAUAUGAAAUACUUGUCAAAUAUGAAAAAGUUAAUUUGCCGAAAGCAGAAUUGACAAUGAAACGAAGUAUGAGUUCCAGUUACUAUAAUUCUUCGUCCUGGUCUUUGAGGUCCAUAAAACCCAACGUUUUACAUUACUUGGAAGGACAUUGUUGGCUGCUUUCAUACUUGGUUAAACGUGUUCACGACGAAACUUCAUCCAUGCUUGAAAGUUGCUGUGAUAAUCUUCAGAGAACUGCCUGUUUCGAGAACAAUUCUACUUCUCCCUGGAUCUUAACCUUGGCUGCGGCAUUAUUUGACGACAAUCCAAUUCUCGCUAGUUUACAGGAAAAUUUGUCGUUAAACGAUUUAUGGCUAUAUUUGGAGAAAUGUUUGAAGGACGAUCGAAUUGAAGACUGUCUCGAUGUAAUAAAUGCUCUGCCAAGUAAAUUACUGAUGAAAUGCACAGAAAUCCAAUGUUUGAAAGAUAAACUAUUAUGUCAGUUGAUUUACAAAAUGGAGGAUAAUCUGGUUGCGGAAAAGUUAUUGCAAUACAUUUAUCAGAUAAAAGAUAUUAAUGUUUUAGCACUGACCAUACUUUCUAAUAUCAAUAAAUGGCCGGUUCACUUAUGCCAGGAUGCUUUAUUCCAUGCACUGCACCAUAAAGAUAAGCAUAAACUUCCAUCGCACUGUAGGUUAAAAAUGAACGAGACACUCUGUAGAGUUACGGUUUUCUAUAAAAUGCUGCCUUAUUGUAAGAAUAAAGAACUAGAUACAAGAGAGGCCACUUGGUACGAUGUCGUAAACUGCACUGAAAAAACAGAUCCAGUUUGCAUAAUUCAAUCGCUCAUAGAAGUCGAUAAAUUUGAAUUAUGUCUUGAAUGGUUAGAAUAUCAAUCAUUUUCCACGGAGAUACAAUCGUUAGCUACACAAGAUCUUCUUAUCGGUUUAUUGAAAAACGAUGAAUCAGAUUUUAAGAAUGCCCGUAAAUUAUUCACGGCGCUUCCAAUAAGACAAUCAAUAAAAAUGUGUAAAAACGUUCUCAAAAGAUUGGAGUCAAUCAGGGCAAUGAAAUUCGUUAUUGAAUAUUUACUUGAAAACUGUGAAGUUGAAAAGGCAGUUAUGUAUCAUAAAGCUCAAAUCGGCGUAGAAAUUCUCGACCAGUUAGAGCCUAGAGACAGAGUUCACUACAUUCAGUUGAUAAAAGAACCCCUUUUGAUGCUGGAACAACUGCUUAUGAAUUGUAAAUUUGAAAAUCUUCGCAAAAUAGUUAACGUUAUUCAACGAUCUGAUAAUCUUCAAAAGGCUGAUAUUACAAUAGAAAAUUUUGAUAAAAUAGUCAGGUUCUAUGCAGGAAAAUCUUUAGAUUUUAGAGUAUCUCUGCAGCGAGAUGGGAUAGACACUAAAUCUAAGGACAAUUCAAUUCUCGCAUCUUCGUCAGAUAAUGAAAGUAGAAGCGAUGAAUUUGUAAUGCCAGUGAAUGUACCAACAAAGCAGGAAUGGAUUCCCAAUGACAAAGCUAGAGAGUGUAAUUGCUGUAAAGCAGUUAUAUUUUCCAUGUUUAAUCGGCGACAUCAUUGUCGACGAUGUGGUCGAGUAGUUUGUGCAGCAUGCUCUCAGCAACGAAUGCAAGUUAGUAGUUAUCCUAAAUCAGUUCUUGUAAGAGUUUGUGAUGAUUGCAAAAAGCAAACAGUACUCCAGAUGCAGGCAGCACAAGGAUCAUCCUCAACGGCGAGUAGUGUGGCCUUAGAAUGUUGGAAACUCACAACGGAUGAAAUGCAUAAUCAGACGGUCAGAGAAGAAUUUUCGUUCGAAUACGCUCCUAAUAUAUCUCUGUGCCUAGCCAUUCUUAGUCUUCAUUCGGAUCACAAAGCUUAUGCAAGCUUCCUGCUUGAUAGAUGCGAUGAAAUGAAGAGACUUCUACAGCCGGUGACUGCUGGACGCGUUAAUCCUGAGAUCGAUCACGUGCUGAUCAUCAAAAUGAUUCGAUCAUUGUUGGUAGCAGUUAAAGUCAAAUGUGCUAAGCUUGGCUUAAACGCUGGAUUGGCUCAUUGCGAUCGUUUUCUUUCUCAAGUCGACCUUAUUGCUACACUCGUCCAGUCUGACUGCCUAGCUCUCAUACCGUCGGAUGACAGUCUGGAUGAGCACGCGUUAAGAAAACUUCGUGAUCUACUCACAGAAAAAGAACAGUGGACUCUCGCGUUGGAUGUCAGCACCAAAUCAGGCUUAGAUACUCAAGGAGUUUGGGCAGCUUGGGGAAAAGCCUGCUUGAAGGUGGGUUAUUUGGAUCGAGCCAGAACGAAAUUUUCUCACUGUUUAGAAAAAGUUUUGUACGAAAAUUUUGACGAUUGGGUUCUUUUGUCUUAUCCGGAUACUGAAUAUGCCAGCAAAAGUAGUGAAGAUUCAUUAGAGAUUCAAAGGCAGCGAAAGUCAGAAAGUGCAAAGAAUGAUUCGCCGGGACGUAAACGGCAAACGAUUAAAAGUCGGCCAGUCAAGGAUCCCCCUUUGCUAGUAGAGAUUUUACAAAUUUUGGAAAACCAAAGUCAACUGAAUCCUGAUCAUUCUCAAACUGCUGUUCAAUCCAAGUCCAACGUAGCCCAAGAAAUCAUAACGACAUUGAAUAGUCUGAAGGCCAUAAGCCAAGGCCAAUGCUCUUUUGUUCAUAACUGGAAUUCGCGUAGUAUUUAUUAUGACGAGAGUCUUUAUUAUCUUUUGACUUAUGGAAGCUCCAAUUCCAUUCUGGAGUUUUUUGUAAAGCAUGAGGAAUUCAAUAAGUGUUUAGGAUUUGUGUUAGAAAACAAUAUCGAGCCUGAGUUAUUCUUUAAUGCGGUAUAUCUACGUUGUUUAAAUAUGGGAAAUGUUCAGAAACUUCUGGAUGCUAUAAGAACUGAUGACGCCAGUCUUUUAACAUGGAAAAAAUAUUUAGUCUAUACUUGUCACAGUCUAGACAAAAAACAGUUACUCCAUACACUCUAUCAUCUGCAAUUAUUCAUGAGAGAUUUCAUUAGAGCUGCGAUGACGUGUAUACGAUUUUAUAAAAAUGAUGCACGGGAUUACAUCGAUCUGUGUUCUAAAUCUCAUUUCCUAAUUGAAGCGCAAAAACAUUUAGAAACGGAGCUAAACGUAGAAAAUCUAAGUAGGAAACGAAGAAAAAGUAUAAGUUCUUCUCAUAGCGGUUCUCACGGAGGUCUUACGAUGGAAAUGGAACCCUCCGAAAUUGACAAGCAUAUGAACACGAUAUCUAGGCAAUUGGAAAUAGCUAAAUUUUUAGGAAACGCGGAAAAAGAGGGUCGAUCUGUUGGUCCAUACUUAAAACAUUUACUCGACAUGGAUACGGAUAAUGCACAUUUCGAAGAAUUGCCAACAUUAUUUGGAAAUCAACAGCAGAAAACUCGUCUUGCUGUGCUAGCAAUAUUAUGCGGUCGAGAUGCAGAAGAAGGUUUUGGAAUUGCUUUCAGAAUAAUGCAAGAUUAUAAUUUACGCGCACAAAAAGUAUAUUCCUUAGCUGGUCAUGUAUUAGCAUUAGAAAAGAAAAUAAGUUCAAUAGAGCAACUAAUCAAGUGCUGCAGAAGUUCAGGAGCACCUGAUUCACAGGCUAUAUCUGAUCGUGUCCUAACGCAUUGUGUAAAGCUCCUGCUUCACAAUUUUCAAAUGGAGUCAAAUUCUGAUUUCAAAGAUCGGAUCGAUUCUUUGAUUAGAUUAAUUAACGACGUUGAAUUAAAGAUAAGUGCAUAUAUAGAAAGCAAACAGUUAAAAGCUGCUUAUCUUCUCGCCGUUAAACAUCAAAGAGCUCAAGAUAUUAGAAAAAUUUUGAAAGAAGCUGAUAGACUUGGGCAGAAUGCUAUUAGAUCCAUUUGUACCAAAUGGUUAAAGCAGACACAAAAUUCCUUAUGAAAAUAGGAAUGGGAGGGAGGAGAUAAUUAUCAACAUUUUUAGCUUACAAAGCUUUUAUUGUAUUCAAGUGUAAUAGGGCACGUUGUCCUUACACAGUAAAUCAUAUUUUUAUUUUAUUUAUUUAAGCAAUACGGGCGAAUAUAGUAAUUAAAAGUUUUACUUUAUAUUGUAUCGCGAGAUUUCAAUAUUGUCGCGAGUUGCGUCGUACAUUAAUAACAAUUAAAACGACAAUAUGUAUACUACAAUGAAAUAACAAUUUCUCGAGCGUAACGAGACUGCCAAACCACAUAGUGAUGUAAUGUUAGUGGUACUGGCAUGUAAUAACCAAAUUUUAGUAUGGGUCUGUGAUAUGUAUUACAUGGAAUAACAAAUGUUAGUAAUUGAUUAUGUUAAUCUGCAAUGUAUGUGCAAGCUGAAAUUUCUACUGUAUUUGUGCAUCUACUAAACUGUCCGCAAAAAUAAAUUUAUACACUGGUGGAAAGUUAACAUAAUAAACAUAAGACUAACAAAACAGUGAAAAUUUAAUAGUUUUCAAUUCAACUCAAUUUUAUUAUGUUAAAGUAAUAUUACAGUAUUUUUGAUAACAGAGUUAAAAUAGCACUCCGAAAUAAUUUUUGUGAAGUCUAAAAAAAAAUUUCUACCAGUGUAUGAGUUAGGGUAGAUUAUAAUAUAAAUGAAAGUAUGUAAUAAAAAGUAAUAAAUAGUACAUAAUUAUGAUUUUGUGAAGUACUGUCUUAGUGGAAUGUGUUCGAUGAUUAACAAAAACCGAUGACAGACUAGAUAGAUGCCAAAAAGGGCAAUCUUAUUAUUUUGUAGAACGUAUAUAGAUCACAAAAAUAGCAGUUCUGUCUCUCA
Messenger RNA from Nasonia vitripennis (jewel wasp), 9040 nucleotides. RefSeq lists its product as uncharacterized. Gene Ontology annotation, biological process: mitotic cytokinesis; regulation of cytokinesis; double-strand break repair via homologous recombination. NCBI's taxonomy places the organism in Eukaryota, Metazoa, Arthropoda, Insecta, Hymenoptera, Pteromalidae. Gene Ontology annotation, cellular component: midbody; lysosomal membrane; centrosome. Bases 191 to 8185 code for a protein of 2664 amino acids. The record is from RefSeq and is a predicted model, not a curated record. Gene Ontology annotation, molecular function: metal ion binding; phosphatidylinositol-3-phosphate binding. The transcript is spliced from 15 exons.